AUGGCAGGGUGGUUGAUGAAUAACCAAAAGUUAAGUCCUAUGGGGUUGAUGAUCAACAAAGAUGAGAUGAAUAUGAGUUAUCAUUAUGUGUUUGGCCAAAAACAAAAAUCAAGUCUUGAUUUUCUUAUGCAGAAUUGUGAUUUGCCUCCACCACUCAAGGUGUUUUCUGGUCCUGAUAAGUCGGUGGUGCUUACACCGACGAAUGAUAAUGUUAAGGAGGGGGAUAUCGAGAUGAAACAAGAAAUAGGGAGUGAUAGGUUGGAGAUUUUAAAGGCGUUGAGACGAUCACAGACACGAGCAAGAGAGGCAGAGAGGAAGUACCUGGCAUUGCAUAAGGAGAAGGAAGCUCUUUUGAAUUUGAUGUUGGAUGAAUCAGCACGAUCGCUUGCUUAUAGGAACUGGAUCAAAGUUCUUGAGCUACAAAUCCUGCAGUUAAAAACACAAAAGCAGCAGCAGAAAUAUGAAAAUGUUGAUAAAUGGGACAGGACAAAAGAAGAUGAAAAUGGUACAAAUGGUGUAACAUGGUUCAUAGCAGUUGCUUUCUGUUUAGGCAUAGCAGCAAUUGGUUACAGAUACCUCCUUUGA
Molecule: messenger RNA, 585 nt
Organism: Solanum dulcamara
Lineage: Eukaryota; Viridiplantae; Streptophyta; Magnoliopsida; Solanales; Solanaceae
Exons: 1
Coding region: 1-585 (194 amino acids)
Source: RefSeq, a predicted model, not a curated record